Monoraphidium neglectum is the source of this 702-nucleotide messenger RNA. RefSeq lists its product as hypothetical. NCBI's taxonomy places the organism in Eukaryota, Viridiplantae, Chlorophyta, Chlorophyceae, Sphaeropleales, Selenastraceae. The transcript has 3 exons. The record is from RefSeq and is a predicted model, not a curated record. Bases 1 to 702 code for a protein of 233 amino acids.
AUGACUACUAACGCACCUAACGCAUCUGUAGAGCAACAACAGGAGAGCUGUGCGGGCUUGCUGGUUGUUCAGCCGGACGGAAAGUCCGCCGGUGCCACGUGCGUGGGCUUGCGCAGCGCCUUCCACCAAGGCAUCGACCUGGCCGCCUGGCACGCUGCCGAGCGCCCCACCAUUCCGCCAGGCGAGCUGCUGACGGCUGCCUGCCUGGGCCGCAGCGUCUUCGACGCCCACAAGGCGGACGGGGACGCGCCGCCGCUGUGCAUUGGCGUCGAGUGGCUGCGGUACAGCCACGCGGAGAUGCGCCAGCAGCAGGAACAGCAGCAGCAGCAGCAGCAGCCCGCCUCGGUUGGUGAGCGAACGGGGAUGCGGUUGCCAGGCGCCGGGGCCACCCUGCACGACACGUCCGCCGGUGAGCCCACGCCCACUGCAUGCGCGCCUAUGCUGUCUGGAGGCAGCGGCACCGGCGGUACGGAGAAGGGCAGCCGGGACAGCGACCCAGCCGGCGCGGCGGCGGCGGCAGCCAGGGCGCAGCGGCUGGCCAGGGAGGCUGUGGGCGGCUACUUUGGGGACCAGGACCCCCUGUGGUUCGCCAGGCGCUUUGCGGAGCGCGCCCAGAUCAAUGCGGACGCCAUGCAGCGCACGGCCCUGCAGCUCGCGGCGGCGUUCAUGGGGCGGCUGCCCCCAGAGGGCUGCGACGAAUGA